AGUGAUCCAAGAGACUUAUCUCGGUGCACGUGAACCGUGAUAUCAAUGGCAUGAUAGUAUAUAUGAUGUUAAUAAGAGAUAUUCGGUGUCAGUAACAUUUUUCUCUUAUCCAGUGACGAAUCGUGAUUAAAAAUUUGUAACUUAACGUUUAUAGUUUCGAUUCCAAUCCAAGUUGUAAGAUUUUUCUGCAUAUACGUUGGUGACAUAACGAGACAUGUCUGCAAAUCCAGGAUUUGAGAAUACCGAGUUAAACGUGUUAGAGACUGGUCAUCUGACAGACGAAUCGAUAACGGAAAACAAGGGGACAAGAGAAAAAUCAAGUGAUUAUAUACAAUCGGUAUACGAUGCAUUGGACCAUUUCCUUUCGAAGCAUCAUCGAGUAAUUCAUUUUUUCUUGAUGACUCUAGGGAAUUUAAUUGUAUUAAUUUAUUUUAUUUUUGCCACAAUAUAUUGGAAAAAUAAUUACAAUUAUUUCGAUUGGUGCCAUGGUUAUGGUUUGUUACUCCUUAUAUUAGUGAUCGUUUAUGGCUUAAUUUUUUAUCAUUAUGCCCUGAAACCUUUGUUUGGAAAAAUAUUCGUUUAUUGUCAUUGGCCAUACAUCAACAAUAUCAUCAACAAUUUCCAAAAGAUAAAAUAUGGCAACAUUAUCGGUCAAACAAUAAUUUAUACAUGUAUCUUUACUGCUAUCAUUGUAUUCCUUAUUAUCGACACUGUAAACUCGAGAGAAAGAUUAAUGAGUGGAAUCGGAAUCAUCGUAUUGAUAAGUUUAGGAUGGAUAUUCUCAAAGCAUCCUAGUCACAUAAAAUGGAAACUCGUCUUGAACGCAUUGAUCGUGCAAAUUAUCUUUGGUCUUUUUACGAUACGAUGGUCUGUUGGUCGAUCUAUUUUCCAAUGUAUUGCCGACAAAGUAGAAUCAUUUCUCAACUUUGCAAAGAUUGGUGCAAGCUUCGUAUUCUCCGAUAAAUUGAUCGCAGAUGGCAUUUUUGCUUUCACCGUCCUGCCUGUGCUCUUUUAUUUUAAUUUUAUCAUUCAAAUGUUGUACUAUUUAGGUACUAUGCAAUGGAUUAUCUUCAAUCUGGGUAAAUUUCUGCAAAAACUCAUGGGAACUUCGAUUUGUGAAUCAGUAGUUUGUGCUGGAAAUAUUUUUAUUGGAAUGACAGAAACACCGUUAAUGAUCAAACCUUAUUUGAACAAAUUAACUACUUCGGAAUUGCACACUCUCAUGAGUUCGGGUUUUGGUACCGUUUCAGGAACUGUUCUUGCCGCAUAUAUUAAUUUUGGUGCAAAUCCUGCUCAUCUGAUAACCGCUACUUUGAUGGCAGCACCAGCAACUCUCUGUUACGCUAAAUUAUUUUAUCCGGAAACUGAAAAGAUUAUAAUUACUUCCGAUAAUGUAAAAUUAGAAAAAUCAAAAGACACUGGUUUAAUAGACGCAGCGAGUAAAGGUGCUACGGCAGCAAUUCCUUUGGUAUUGAAUAUAAUUGCUAAUAUUGUUGCGUUUGUGUCCUUUAUCGCAUUAGUAAAUUCUCUAUUAUCUUGGGUAGGAUCACUAGUUGGUUAUGAAAAGUUAAGUUUCGAACUUAUAUUAUCGAAAGUAUUUAUACCUAUAAGUUGGGUCAUGGGAGUACCUUGGGAUCAUUGUGAGGAUGUAGCAACUUUAAUAGGUUUGAAAACUACAGUAAAUGAGUUUGUCGCUUACAAAGAAUUGGGAAAAUAUAAGAAAGAAGGUCGAAUUUUUGGUAGAAUCGAAGCUAUAGCUACUUUUGCGAUUUGUGGUUUCGCGAAUCCUGGUUCCGUUGGAAUCACUAUAAGCAUAUUGACUUCUUUGGCUCCUGAUAAAAAAGAAAUUAUAAGCAAUAUUGUCAUGAGAGCCUUCAUUUCUGGAUGUGUUAUCACUUUUCUUACAGCCAGUGUCGCUGGAAUGCUGGUACCUGAUGAUUACGAACAUAUAAAUGCGUUUGUAUCAAAUAGGACUCUUAGUUAAUAUAAUAGUUAAUAUUUUAGGUUAUUAUGUUUGCCACUUCUAUAUAAAAUAUUUGUAAAAUAUAUGUAAAUAGGUAGGAUAAAUAAAUCUACAUUGUUUCAACUUAAUUGAUAUUAUGAUAUCCUAUGUGUUAUAAUAUUAAAAUUUCAUAGCUAAUAUCCCAUAGCCAUACCGAUUCUUUAUAAAUUAUACAAUUCCCGUAUUAAUAAAUACUAAUAAAUACAUAAUAAAA
Messenger RNA from Apis dorsata (giant honeybee), 2216 nucleotides. RefSeq names its product solute carrier family 28 member 3 (gene CNT2). The record is from RefSeq and is a predicted model, not a curated record. Gene Ontology annotation, biological process: nucleoside transmembrane transport. The transcript has 13 exons. NCBI's taxonomy places the organism in Eukaryota, Metazoa, Arthropoda, Insecta, Hymenoptera, Apidae. Bases 215 to 1984 code for a protein of 589 amino acids. Gene Ontology annotation, molecular function: nucleoside:sodium symporter activity. Gene Ontology annotation, cellular component: membrane.